This is a messenger RNA of Symsagittifera roscoffensis, 3819 nucleotides long. RefSeq lists its product as uncharacterized. Lineage: Eukaryota; Metazoa; Xenacoelomorpha; Acoela; Convolutidae. The coding region runs from base 127 to 2172 and encodes 681 amino acids. Gene Ontology annotation, molecular function: RNA binding. The record is from RefSeq and is a predicted model, not a curated record. The transcript is spliced from 4 exons.
CUUCUUCAGCAAUUAAGGUUUCUAAAAAUGAAUUUUAAAAAGGGUUAAACACGUUUAAAAUUACGUUUUCAAAAAUCACGGUAUAAUUUUCAGACUUUCCACUUGCAUUGACUGACUUAUACCACUAUGGAGUCGUCUAGAUCUGACUCAAUCGCAGAGCCUCAUCACAACAUGCAAGACUAUGAUACAAACAGUCCUCCCAAUUCAAGACUCUUCGUCGUUUGUAGCAAGACUUUUUCCGAGGAUGAUAUCAGAGAAAUCUUCUCAUCGCAUGGCGAAAUUCAGGAUGUCUACAUAAUACGUGACAAAACUCCCUCUCGAGCCAGCAAAGGAGUGUGCUUCAUUAAGUUUUACAAGUCAUCGGACGCUUGUAAAGCGAUGGAGGAGCUGAACGGCAAACAUGUAAAAGACUCGGAAAGACCUAUCAAAGUGCUUAUGGCACAGAGCCGCACCAACGAGAGGUCCUGGUCGUACCCCUCCGGAGGGUCUAACUCCCAUGGACUUGCGAGUAGUAGGGGUGCUGCGUUUGCGACUGAGGAGGAACAACUGGACAAUCUACUGCGUCUGUUUGUGACUGUGGACAAGAAACAAACUCAAGACCAGAUCAAAAAUUAUUUUCAGAAGUUUGGAAUCGUUGAUCACGUCCACAUACUCAAGGAUAAGGAAUCUGGUGAGUCACGUGGCGUGGCUUAUGUGAAGUUCUACCGAGCGAGUCACGCAGCCCAGGCUCUGGAGGAGGCUGCUCCGGAGUACAAGGCUAUUCUCGCGGAUCCCAGACCCCCAAAGGGAGGCCCGGUCAUCCCCUCGAACCAGUCGUACACGUAUAGUGUAGGACCCUAUAACUCGCAUAACUCGUUUGCUGUGCCUAACAUGUACGGAUCUAAGAAUGGAGCCUCUCCUAACGACUCUGUUGGUCAUCACUCUAUGCAUCACCCAGGCUAUCAGCCUCCGGUCUUUGGUUACUCCUCGAAUGGUCUCAGUCCCAAUGGUGCUCCACCCAUCACGCCUCUCUUCCCACCGGCGCCACCACCUACCAACCACCCCCACGCGCUCAGCAACGCCGGUGCUGCUGGAGCCGGACUGACCGCAAUGCUUCAAAUGGCUGCUUGCGGCGACGAUGGUGCAGUAACUUCAUGGAUUAGUCCCCCACACCCAGCUGGAAACAACCCCGCACCCACCAAUUUGACCGCUCAGGUACUGCCAUCAUACGAGCAUAUCAACAUGGCCUGUAGAACUCUAGGCUACUCGUCUUGCCGCAUUCUGGCCACGGUGGAUCCGAGGUCAUCUGAAAGCCAGUUGAGAGGAAUCUUUGAUCUGAUUCCAGGACUGGAGUCUUUUAGACUCGGAGGCGAUAAUAGAAAGCAAGGAUCGAAUGGAAAUGCCUACGUUAAUUACGCUACACCUUUUGCGGCCUACUACGCAUCUCAGAAACUAAAUGGACUUGAGUUCCCACCGGGUUUCAAAAUAACCGCGAAGCAUUUAGAUGACACCUACUCGGAUAGCAAUAGUGCCAGGUACACUAACAACAACGUUGCCUCAAACAUGAGCGGUCCAGCUCAUAUCAUGAACCUGCAAAUGUCACGUGCAAUGCUUUUGGGACACCUAGGAGCCGUUGGAAACAUCAAUACAAUGUCAAUGGCCAACGGGCCUUCUUUAGUAAAGAAUGGAUCCCCGAAAACAUUUCAGAGCACGUCGGUUCCAAUGCCGACGAUGGGAACCGGCGAUUCUCAGGAAAUGGAGAUGAUAGUCAAUGGAGCUAGAGGGUUUGUGUACCAGCCUGCCAUUCACACAAAUGCAGUCAGUGCUUCAGCAGAGAGCUACCCUAGUUUCACGUCAUCGUCCAGCGGAGGAAGUGCCUCUAAUGGACCGACUCUUGCCAAAAACUCGUCCACAGGGAAUCUGCAGAAUCAGGGAUCAGCUGAUCAGAGCGGCAGGAAAACGAAAAGAGGCUUAAAUAACGGGGGAUCCAAUGGAAACCAAAAUAGAAGAAACAAUUCAACAGGGGCACUAAAGAAUAGCAGCAGCAGCAACAAUGGAGCCGCGACUAGCCAAUCACAGCAGAGAAACUUCGUGUCUUCGUCGGCGUCUAGCGGCGGUAGCACGGGGAACGUAGUGUCUUUAACCAACGGUGCAGCAACAGCAGCCGCCGCCGCAACUAACGGAUCGUACUGACUUACAACUAGCCAAAAGAGAAAUAAGAAACAAAAUAAACCAAAACACAAUGUAAAGCUCUACAACAAACUAUAAAAACACAACCAGGAGUUCAUCAUGUAGUACCAAAACAUGAAUGAACAUGCGAAGUAAUUCUUUCCUUAUUAUUACUAAUACUAACUUUGGUACUUAUAUUUGUAGUCAAUUAUGUUUUUCGGGCCAGUUAAGACUGGAUAGUGUGUUCAUAAAUAUCGCCAAGUUAAUAACCGGAAGAAAACGGAUGAAAAACUGGCCCGUAACUCUGGUACUCUAGACUUUAAAAGUUGAAGCUACUACAAUACUAAAAAAAUACUGCUGAGCAGUUGAACCAUUUAAGUUAACGAUCUACAGAAAAGUUCACUUGUGGCGCUUGCCUCUGGUGACUGGCAUCAGAACCACUCAUCAUACAAUGUGCAGAUUUAAAAUUAGUGUCUGUUAUCGCGGACUAAUCGUGUCAUUGCUACUAACUACUAAAGGAAUCACUAGAAGUCGAAUGAAUCUGGUUGUCAUUCGUGAAUGUUCUCCCUUAUAUCAUAGAUAAUUAUAGAAUAUAGAAAAUGUUCGGCUUUCCGAACUUUCUAAGAUUUGAUUGGACGAUGGAAAUUAAGUUUAAGCUAGUUUGCUAUGUAUAUCAGCCUGUUUUAUUGGAUCACUAUGAUAUUAGGGGACGUUUUCACAACCAAUGCUCUAGUGCCCCAACCCAAGAUUGUGAAUGAGUAAUUCCUCGACCUAUCGCCAACCAAUGUAACUAAACGACCAAACCAAGAGGCCUUUUGUUAACAUUCACUGACAUCGAAAUCUCCAACCAGUACAUGUAACUUAAUCCAACCAAUCCAGAAGUUAUAAUCUAAAUUGUUAAUCAAAUUCAACUUGUAGAAAAAGACCACUGCUAUGUGAUAUGAUAUGUAGUAUUUUACCUGGAUUCUCUUUACAAUUAGUUUGUUUUUGAAACUUAGCCAUAGAAGCAUUAAUUGUCCAAGUCUAAAUAUCCAUAGUUUUAUUUGUGCCUACUUCUGAGAAAUUUAAUGUCAUUUAUUUUCUAAGCCGAAAUGUUGUGUAGUUUGUGAGUCUUUGCACCAAGUAUGAAUUUCGUUGAAUUUGUACUUUUGAAAUUUUGGUCUGAUUUGAAGGAUUUCAAUAACGUGUCGCUAAAAGGAUUCAUGCAAAGAGCUACUGGACAGGUUAAAAUUGGGGCUAAUAUAGAGUGUAGUUGCCUACUAGUAUCGAUUGAUCAGCUCAGGUGUUUAUUUUCCAAUGUAAGACUCUCCUCCCCUUUUGAUUCCACACACUAGAGUGCACCAAGUGAUAUUAAUCAGUAGAAACCAAGUUUGACAAUUUGGCGAUGUUGUUUUGCACUGCCCCCCCCCCCCCCCCCUCAUCUUUGCUUCCGUGCUGUGUUUCCGAGAAAUGCAAGUGUGAAGUUGUAAUAGAAGUGCAUAUAUAGAUGUAUUUGUUGUGAGCUCGUUCGUCGACACACAGAAACCGCGAGUGGAGAAGCAUUUAAAUGAAGAUAGAUGAUAUAUUAUUCGAUAUCAAUAUAUUUGAUUUAUUUUGUUUGCUAUUCUAAUCUAAUUUUAAUUUGCUGCUCCUUUAAGCCAGCGUUUCCUAAAUUCAGUAUUUUAACUCACC